ACCGGAAAUAAUUAAAUCCAGCAAUGCCUCAGACUUCAGAAGGACGACUCAGACCGGGUGAAGACCUAAAGAAAUUCUCCUGCUUGACGUGCCGACAGCGCAAGGUCAGGUGUGAUCGGCACAACCCAUGUUCUCACUGUGUAAAGGCAGCAACGCAAUGCAGCUUUAUUGCCCCCGUGCGCGGCAAGCGGAAGUUGACAAAACCGCCCAAGGAGGGGCUUCACAGUAAAUUAAAACGAUACGAGGAGAUGUUAAAAGCGUACGGAGCAAACAUAGAGCAAUCCGACUACGAGAAUUUGUCAGACGCGGACGUGGCAUCGGAGCCUGAUGUUGAGAUGACCGAAGCCGAAGGAGCCAAGUCUCAUAAAGAGGGCCCUGACGAACCUUUUACGUUUGACAAAUCCAAGUCAAGGCUUGUAAGUAAGAAUGGCUCGUCGAGGUAUUUUGAUAAUGAAAUAUGGUCCAACAUAGGAGACGAGUUCCACCAUCCCGAUGAAGCAGGGUUCGUUGAGUGCGUUGGCGAAAUGACUGUUCGGAUAUCGGACGUCUUUGUCGAUACAGCUGACGAGAAUGGUCUUUUGCUGGGCACCUACUCAAAAAUCGACAAUAUCACAAGCCUCCACCUUUCUUCUCAUAUACUGAAAAGGGUCUUCGAUAUUUUUGUCGAUAGAGUGGAUCCCUUGGUGAAACUCUUGCAUCUCCCUACAUUUUGGACCACCCUCACAAAUGCGGUUGAGAACCCACAUGACGUGUUGAAAAGCGUCGAAGCACUCAUUUUCGGAUUCUAUCUCAUGACAAUCUCCUCUUUGGAUGAAGAUGAAUGCCGCUCACUUUUUGGAGAGGACAAAUCGAUCGUUUUUACACGAUAUAGAAUCGCAGCUCGCCAGACGUUGAUGAACGCGGGAUUUCUCAAAACAACUAGCCUAGUGACCCUGCAAGCAUUUAUGAUGUUCCUUAUGGGCAUGAAAGGAUGUUACCAGAGUGAUACGAUGUUCAUCCUAUCAGGAGUUGCCGUCCGGCUUGCCCGGCGCAUGGGCCUUCACCGCGACGGGACAUCCCUUAAUCUCUCUCCAUUCGACACAGAAAUCCGAAGGCGUCUUUGGUGGAUGAUUGUCUUCAUCGACUGUCGCACAUCUGAUUUCUCAGGCACGAGGCCGUCUAUGGAUCUUUUUCUCAGUGACACCAAGAAACCUCUCAAUGUCGAAGAUGAAGACCUCACGCCCGACAUGGUCGAGCCACCGCCAGAACGGACCGGUAUCACAUCCAUUGUGCUUUCUUUGAUAAGAUUUGAUAUUAUUGAUUUCUUGCGCAAAGUCAAAUCGCAGCAUUCGUACGAUGUUGGGUGGGAGAAUCUUACCGGCCAGGCCGUCACACCCGCUGAGAGGGACAACCUGAUCAAGCAGGUCGAGGGCAUCUUAGAGACAAAAUAUCUUCGCUAUUUUGAUCCAUCGAAUCCUCUCCAUUAUUUCUCAUCGGUUCUUGCUAGGUCAGCAAUAUGCAAGAUGAACCUAUACGCCUACAACCCCCGCCAAUUCGCCAACUGCGGCGCCAAAGUCCCACAAAGAGCACGAGACAUAAUAUUCACCAACGGAAUGAAACUCCUCGAAUACGGCAACCUAUUACACAGAGAUCCGAAUCUGCGGAAAUUUUCAACACAAACAAGCUCGGGUUAUAUAUGGGACACGCUGCUCUACGUGCUCAUCGAAGCGCGCAACCGCAAGAUAGGGCCAGAUGUCGAUCGUGCGUGGAAGCUGAUAGGCGAAGCUUUCGAAAAUUAUCCACUCAUUUUUGCUCAGGCCACAGAGGCGCUGUAUGCUGCGCUGGGUAACUGGACUCUGCAAGUAUGGGACGACUGCGUCGCGGCGAGGAAUGCGGAGGGGAUUCCGGAACCACUGACGCCGUAUUAUAUUGAAGCGCUUCGUCGCUGUCGAACACCUGCAUCGAAGCCAGACGCCAUAAAAAACCUCGAGGGAGCAAUGGGGAGCUCUGUUGGAAAUGACAAACCCCAAUCUCAAAGGCAUGAUGGCAACUAUAGCGCUGGUUUCGAGCCUAUUGAGUCGUAUGAUUUCUCAAGUAUUUUGUCUUUUGAUUUGGAACCAAACGAAUGGGCGCAAUGGGAGCGUUUGCUGUCUGCACAGGGAAUGUAGCUGAGGAUGCCACUACGAAAGACUUGAAUGUGGUUCUGUCAAUGGUUUUUGCAUUAAUACAGGAAGGCUAGCCCUGUGGCAGACAUACUAUAUGAAGACAGACCAUCGUACCUACUAAAUCUCUUACAUUUCGAGCAGAGAUUAUCCGACGCCUGGUAGAAGCGAUCAGAUGUGCAAUCCUCGACAUAAUUAAGGCAGGCAAUAAAAAUGCCUGCCCAGAGUCGCCUCUGUGGUAUCUCAUAAAGUCGCACAGUCUCGAAGCUGGGCGAUGUCUUUCCUCGUUGGAUCCCCCAACUCCGUCAUGGGCGCCUAGCCCACAAUGAAUAAAGAGAGCCGUUAACAGGCAUUCGAUAUGGGUUCAAGACCGGCCCGUGGUAUAUAGUACAUGCCCGUAAUCAACCAACCUAC
Messenger RNA from Pseudogymnoascus verrucosus, 2555 nucleotides. RefSeq lists its product as uncharacterized. The transcript is spliced from 4 exons. Bases 24 to 2147 code for a protein of 707 amino acids. Gene Ontology annotation, molecular function: DNA-binding transcription factor activity, RNA polymerase II-specific; DNA binding; zinc ion binding. Gene Ontology annotation, biological process: DNA-templated transcription; regulation of DNA-templated transcription. The record is from RefSeq and is a predicted model, not a curated record. NCBI's taxonomy places the organism in Eukaryota, Fungi, Ascomycota, Leotiomycetes, Thelebolales, Thelebolaceae.